Molecule: messenger RNA, 1970 nt
Organism: Strigops habroptila (Kakapo)
Lineage: Eukaryota; Metazoa; Chordata; Aves; Psittaciformes; Psittacidae
Gene: GP1BB
Product: glycoprotein Ib platelet subunit beta
Exons: 2
Coding region: 455-1069 (204 amino acids)
Source: RefSeq, a predicted model, not a curated record
UGACAUGCAGCAAACUUGCAGGAAGGCCUCAUGUGGGAGGUGUCCCUGGGAUGAGCCUGACCCUUAUCUUGCCAGCCAGCUGCAAGGGGAUUAUCCGGGAGCUCAGCUAUGCAGCUGCAAACACUCUUGUGCUGGCUGCACUGCCGUAAGACCUUCCUCUUGUGUUGUAAAGCCAGCAAGAAAGCAAGGAUUGAACUACUCUGGGUUGGAAGACCAGGAACAUUCCUUUUCCUGUAAUAAGAGACCAAGAAUUUGCAUGCCUCUUUUAACUCUGUUCUUUUCAGAGCUCUCUCAUCUCCUAUGAAGGACAGCAAAUCCAUCCAACUUUAGAAACUCAUUCUCAGAACAAACCAACAAAAGAGCUGGGCUGUGGUGUCAGUCCUAGAGCGUGUGGUGUCUACUUGCCUGGUCUCCACCUCAUCCAGUCUCACCAGGGGAGUGUUUGCAGGUGAAGAUGAACAGUGGAAUUCUCUUGUUGUCCCUCUUUGGCUUCCUCCCACUUGUGAUACCUACAUGCCCCGUGCCAUGCAAAUGUACCACCACCAUUAUCGACUGCACAUCAAAAGGCCUAACUGUAGCAAAACUACCAGUUGCUUUCCGCCCUUCAGCUGAAAUUAUCCACCUCGGUUACAAUAAGCUCACCUCUAUUCCCAAUGGGCUCUUUGACAACCUAAAAAGCCUUCAGGUUGUCUACCUGCAGGGCAACCCUUGGGAAUGCAACUGCGACAUCCUCUACUUGCGCUCCUGGCUCCAGUGGCAGCAGAACCGGACCUUAUACAGGGAUGUGAGAUGCAGCUCCCCAGCUCACCUGCAGGACCGGAUCAUUGCCUAUCUGACAGAAGACGAGAUCAUCUCCACAUGUCAGUACCGGUACUGCAUCCUGGCUCUCCUCUCUCAGCUCUGUCUUUUCAUCCUCCUUUUCCUCCAGGGUAUCUUGAUUAUCUUCAUCAUUGUCUACCUUCAGAAAUUUCGGAGAAUGACUGCUGAAGCCCAGAGCACCACCCAAGAUCUACACCAGCAUGUAGACACAUGGGCAUCUUCUUCAAGAAGCCCUUACAGUAGUGAUUAACAUCACAAGACUGAAGACCCUCCUCCCCCUCAAGUGAUGCUGUGCCAAGGUCAUGUGGUUUGUGAUAUCCGGAGGGGGCGAUUUGGUGCAGCAUCUGACCCUGACUGCAGUCCAAAACAGAACUUGAACUGAACAGACACUUGCUGUAUUUUCAAAGACAUGAUCUUGUGGUUUUUACUGCUUUAAAUUCUUUAGCAUGAUCUUUAUUGCUUUGAUGAGCUGGGGGUGGUUCUGGUUUGAUAGACUAAGGAAAUCAUCAACUACAGCAACCAGAACUGACUCAAACUGCUCAUUAUCUUGUAGGGCCUAUGGUGUGUUUGAUCCCUCCUGUGCUUGAAUAUUUCAGCCAUAUUUUCGCAAUGCUUCUGGUUGCAUUUGGGCAGGUGAGGAUAGAGGUGGACAGUGAACAGUUAAGGUACUGGACUAGGACAAUGGAGAAAUACAGUUUCCUUGGUGCUACCACAGGUUGCCUUAGUAAAGGUGGGGAAAGCGACCGAGUCCUCUCCUGCCUCAGUUUCCCAUCAGUAAAAGGGAAAAUACAUUUCUUCUUGCUAGAUGCAUCUUUCCCAAUGUUCUUCUGGGGGAGGGAGCGAUUGUUUAGAAGCCUACUCUUUUUUCCCUAUCUUCUUUCCUUUUAAUCUAUGUAUAGUUUCUAUACUGAUUUCAACAUACACUGUGUCAGAUUGGGGCCCUGAAUGUUUGUGAGACAUUCACCCUGGAGCCAAGCGUUGUUGAGCCUGGAGGCUCUUUCUGAUUGUGUUCAUAUGGCGCCUGGCGCAGGAGAUGUGGUCUUUUUUAGACACUCAAACUGCACAGCCCACUACUGUGCCUACUGCUGGUUAUGUUGUCCCUCUAUUUCUGGAAUGAAGCAAAAUCGAAAUAAAAUCAUGAUGCAUGAUGA